Molecule: messenger RNA, 1039 nt
Organism: Xiphophorus couchianus (Monterrey platyfish)
Lineage: Eukaryota; Metazoa; Chordata; Actinopteri; Cyprinodontiformes; Poeciliidae
Product: TRAF-interacting protein with FHA domain-containing protein A-like
Exons: 2
Coding region: 201-785 (194 amino acids)
Biological process (GO): positive regulation of canonical NF-kappaB signal transduction
Molecular function (GO): protein binding
Source: RefSeq, a predicted model, not a curated record
GGGGUAAGGGAGGGGAGAGAAUGACGAAAGAUUGCAGAGCAGUCAGGAGGAGCCUUUCCUGUUUUAUAAGCAGAAGAAGCGAUGUUGCUCACUUUGUCCUCAGUUUCUAGUUGGUCACUUUCUUUUCUGUGCGAGGGCAGAAAAACAAACUUUCACGCUGAAACAUUUAGCUUUCAGAUUUUCUCAAGAUCUCUUCCUCCAUGACGAACGUGUCUCAGACAAUGGAGACAGAGGAGGACCUCCUCACUUUACUCCACAUCAAGUUUUACCACCCUCAGCAACACUGUAAAGGUCUCUAUGACUCGCUUCCCUUGGGGACCAGGAGCAGAUGCUCUGCCGAUGAUCCUCUCAGGCUGGGCCGUGACGCCCAGGCCUGCACCUACUCUCUGGCUGACCCCAAGGUGUCCCGCAAACAGCUGGCCCUAAACGCCUACCGUACACCCAAGAGCCCGGACAUGCUGUUCUCCAUCCAGAACCUGAGCCAGAGAGGGCGGCUGUCAGUGAACGGAUCGUCGCUGGGCUACCUGGAGAGAAUGGACCUUCCAGACAAGACUCUGAUCCGGUUCUUAGAGUAUGAGAUGGUCAUUAUUCGGGAGUCUGGAGAGGCAAAGACCAGUUUUGAGGUGGACAUGGAGGUGCUGACUGUGCCUCCCUCCAGGGAGACGUGCACCUGUGUGCCUGGAAGGGCACCAGUCAUGGACACGGGUAUGGUGAACCAAAACACGGCUGGACUAAGAGAACUUGGACCUCUGGAAACUGAUGAGACACUCAUCUAUUAUAAAUGAUCAACAGACUGAACUGGGCUAAGCAUCAAGGCAUUGCUGUCCAUUUGUUAUAGUAAAGUUGAAUUAGGUAAUGAUAUUCAUUUUCUAUUGUGAAAUCAUUAAGUUCUUUUACACUUUGACUUUUGCAAAUAGAUCAAAUUAAGCUAGACCCUUAAAUGUAUGCUUUCAUUUUUGGAAAUAUGAAUAUUGUGAUGUUUUAAUGUUAUUUACUUCUGAAUCAUAGGUUUAAGCAAUAAACUACUCUUUUUACAGCA